Molecule: messenger RNA, 553 nt
Organism: Leptopilina boulardi
Lineage: Eukaryota; Metazoa; Arthropoda; Insecta; Hymenoptera; Figitidae
Exons: 3
Coding region: 56-391 (111 amino acids)
Source: RefSeq, a predicted model, not a curated record
AGUAGUUUAUUUCAGUGCUUGUUAAUAUUAUAAUAUAAAUAAUCGGAUUUUAAGCAUGAGUAACAAACAACAGUAUGUGGUGAUGAUUGAAUGCGGAUCACAAAAACUGUACACAGUUCCACUUGAUGCUGUACAUCACUUUGAUAAAAAAAAGCAUGAUCAAUUUAAAUCAUAUAAAUUUGACCUAUUGGAUUCGGUUCUCUAUGGGACGGUGAGCUUUAUCGGAAGUUCACUAGAGGAAGUACAAGAGAUUUUAAAUAAAAAUAAAAGACUAAGUAAGCCAAAUGAAAAAUUCAUCAUUCCUGCAGUUGAAACGACUGACACAGAGAAUGAAGUUCAAAAAGAUUCAAAAAAUGAUGAACAAAAAAAAAUAAGAUUGAGAGUAGCCUAAAAAAAAGAUUUUUGAAAUUGAAAGGCAUAAAAACAGAAAAAAUUACAAAUAAUAAAGAACAACCGGAAAAAAAUAUUGUUCUUCAAACUCAGAAACGAACUUCAAAUACUUCAUUACCCGAAAAACCUCUAAAGAUUCAUAGAAAAGAACCUACAGAAAGUU